Messenger RNA from Rhincodon typus (whale shark), 3591 nucleotides. RefSeq names its product sodium/hydrogen exchanger 10-like. Gene Ontology annotation, molecular function: monoatomic ion channel activity; sodium:proton antiporter activity. Gene Ontology annotation, cellular component: membrane. Gene Ontology annotation, biological process: proton transmembrane transport. NCBI's taxonomy places the organism in Eukaryota, Metazoa, Chordata, Chondrichthyes, Orectolobiformes, Rhincodontidae. The coding region runs from base 1 to 3591 and encodes 1196 amino acids. The record is from RefSeq and is a predicted model, not a curated record. The transcript has 26 exons.
AUGGGGGUGGUGCUCAACGGAACGUGGGACUUAUCGUGGCGCGUCGUUACUAAAGGCGAUGACCUGUUGAACAUGACCAACUUUGGCUUUGAAGAAUUUCGAAGGAAAAGUUUAAAGAAGAAUAUACAUUUCAAAAGAAACACCAUUCACGUCAUCGAUGAAAAUCUUCCGCACGUCAUUCUGUUCAUAUUUGGAACCUUUCUAUUUGGAGCUGUGACCAGAACUUUGCUAAAGCGAAUAAAGCUUCCAUACACUGUAAUUGUUUGCAUGGCUGGUAUUGCUUUCGGAGCAUUAAGUGUCAAGUAUCCACAGGUUCGUCAAUACAGUGAAACUUUGGCAAACAUCAAUCCAUUGUUGCUUAUUCAUGCAUUCAUGCCAGUGUUGAUAUUCAGCAGUGCUUUUGAAAUUGAAUCUCAUAUAUUUUUGAAGUCAUUAUCACAGGUGGUAAUUUUGGCCGGUCCUGGUUUGAUCCUGAGUAGUGCGAUGAUUGCUCUUAUGGCUGUUAAAGUUUACACAUUCAACUGGGACUGGUACGUUGGCAUGAUGUUUGGGUCAAUUCUUGGCUGCACUGACCCUAUUACAGCCGUUGCUCUACUUAGAAAUCUAGGUGCAUCUAAAGCUCUUACUCUAAUAAUCGAAGGGGAAUCGUUGCUGAAUGAUGGCACCUCAAUUGUCGUGUUUGAAGUCUUUCGAGAUCUUUCUCUUGAUCCACAUAAUAUUGAUGCUACUGAACUUGCUAUAAGAUUGAUACUGAAGGUGCUUGUUAGUCCAAUAUUUGGAUACGCAAUGGCCAAAAUCACCAUGUUUUGCCUGUCCUAUAUUUUUAAUGAUGGUUUGACAGAGAUAACUAUGAGUUUGGCUAUCACAUACAUCACAUUCUUUGUUGGUGAAUGGGUUGGGACGUCAGGUGUAAUAGCUGUGACCUUUAUGGGGCUAUUUAUGGAUACAGUGAGUUUUAGCCCAGAGAUUGAGGUAUUUCUAUUGCGCUUCUGGGAAAUGCUAACAUAUCUGGGUAAUACUCUUAUCUUCAUGAUCGUUGGAGUGGUGAUAUCGCAGAGGUCAUUGGAAUAUAUGUCUAUCAGUGAUGGAUUUUUCAUCAUUGUGCUUUACUUUGGACUAAAUAUGAUACGACUGGUGCUUAUUGUUGGUUUAUCACCACUACUGUCACGCUUGGGCUAUGGUUUCAAUUGGAGCUGGGCGGCUGUGUGCAUCUGGAGUGGCACAAAAGGAGCUUUCACUUUGAGUUUGGCUCUGAUGGCUUAUCAGUUGGAAGGACUUGAUGAAGUGAACGUCAGAAACAAGAUACUGCUGCAUGUAUCAGGGACAGUGGUACUUUCACUUCUAAUCAAUGGUACCACAAUGGGAUGGAUCGUCAAUACUCUGGGUCUUAGUGAUAUUCCAGCCCCUAAACGGAUGGCUAUGUAUAGUGCACUUCAACGUAUCAGAGAAAGUGAGGCCAACACCUUUUCAUUGCUGAAAAUGGAUAGAUUCCUUGCAGAUGCAAACUGGGUAAUGGCAGAAAAAUUAGUACAAAUUGAAGACCCUUACAAGAGUCAGCAGAGAAAUGUUCAUGUUGACGAUCUUUUACAAAACACAAGAACAGCUCGUUGCCCAGACUGUGAGAAGAACAUACCAUGGGAACCUUCUCUUCGUGAGAUAGAUGACAUGAUGGAAGAAGCCAGGAUACGUGUUUUAAAAGCACAAAAGACCAGUUACUGGCGGCAGUAUAGUGCUGGAAUGCUUAAUCGCCAGGCAGCUCGGACAUUGAUUAGCAUCACUGAGAACAUGAUUGAUUCUGGAAGAUUUAUGACUGUAAUAGAUGUCAAGAAAGAGUGGGAAAUUAGAGGAAUUUUUGUCACCAUAAGGAAGAAGCUAGAAGACUGGAUGUACAAUGUCAAAGUGGACAAAUAUAAACCAUCCAAAAACAAGAUUUCAAAGCUUUGCUACCGCAUGGUAUUCACCAAUGCAUUUGAAUUUUUUGUUUACAUGGCUAUUCUACUUAACAUCUUUCCACUCAUACUGGAAUAUAUUCCCAACGUGAAUUUAGAACAUGAGACAGAGCUGCGAACAAUUAAUUAUAUUUUCUUUCUAGUGUACGUAGUACAGGCACUUAUGAAGGCCCUUGCUGUGCGGAAAGCCUAUAUCUUUGAUCACUGGAAUCAGUUUGAUGUAUUCAUUAUCACAUUAGCCACAGCUGAUAUUGUUAUAGACCAGUUAUUUGAACGCAGCGUGCACAAGAUUCGUACUGUCCGAAUCUUCAGAUUGGUGCGACUUGCUAGAGUACUCCGACUUUUAAAGAUAAUGUUACCAACCUUCAUACAUCUUCUCAAUAAGCAGAUCAACAGGCAGCUAAGCUUUGGAUAUGAUAUUGGAAAAGGAUAUGUAGUAGGAGAAGAGGAUGUUAGUAAUCUUAUUGAUCACAUUUCUGACCAAAGAGUGAUUUCUGAGCAACUGAGGAGUAUUGUCGAGCGGAAUCAUCAAGAAGCGAUUAAAGAGCUGGGUCUUUUGCAACGUGACCACCCAGAGAUAGCAAUAUCAGUAAAGACCAGACAAGCAGUCCGAACUGUGCUUAACAGUGCCCGGGACACAAUUCAUGCUUUAAUGGCUGGAGGUCUUCUUGAUGAUGCAGAAGCAUUAAAAUUAGAAACGAUGAUUGAAGUAAAGAUGAAGCGUCUUCUGAAAUUUCCCCCUUCCAUACAACCUCCAACUGCGGAAGAAUUGUUAAAAAAUUUACCAUGGCUGCAAAAUUCAGAGAAACAGAUUGAAUUCAUCAAGCUACAUGGUGUCAAACCAUCACUUGGAACCAGCAGUAAAGGCCUCGAUAUAGAUGAUGAUGAUGAUGAAUUGGCAUCAGACAAAACCAGACCCUCCUUCACUGAUUACAGGAGCAGUGGUGCGAUUAUUGGAGAACUAAAUUGUCUAACUCAGCAAAGAAUGGAAGUAACAGUUACCUGUGAAACUGUAGCACAGACUUGUUACAUCUCAAUUGAUGACCUCUUUGAAGCUUUUGACGUCUUUUCUGAAUUUCCUUCUCUUGAGUAUAAAAUCUGGCUAGCACUAGGGAUUCGCAUUGCGAUUACAAUCAUGAUGGAAGAUAUAUCAUAUCAGGGCUGGUCAUAUAACAGCAUCUGUGCUUAUCUGGCUCGCUCCUAUGUGGUGGAUAUAGAAAAGAACAACAGAUUUGAUCUUUAUGAUGGGACAGUAGAGGAUGCAUUUCUUGUUUAUGGAAGUGCUGAGGAUGUACAGUCGCAGCGACAAUAUGAUGCUCCCUGUUAUAUUUCAAAAACUACACACCAGGUAUUGGGAUUAGCUAAUAUAAAUAAAAUACUGCUUGUUGGUCCAAACAUAAAACAAUUAGAAGAAUGCAAUGGUGGACCAUGCCUUCGGCAUCCACAGUCCCGGAAACCUGGGACAAAGGGAAGUCGUUUAGAAACCUAUAGUGCCAGUCAAGUAGAACUCUACAAUAUGGAAGGCACUAACAAACUGACCGGACAACCAUCAAUGCUGUUUCGCUCAUUGACUCCAUCUGCCCGAAUGGAAGGCCGUCUUCAAGCUUCUACAUCAAUUGCUAAUGUGAAAAAGUUGUUUUGA